Labeo rohita (rohu) is the source of this 3404-nucleotide messenger RNA. RefSeq lists its product as uncharacterized. Bases 535 to 1614 code for a protein of 359 amino acids. The record is from RefSeq and is a predicted model, not a curated record. The transcript has 6 exons. Lineage: Eukaryota; Metazoa; Chordata; Actinopteri; Cypriniformes; Cyprinidae.
CUUAAUGUUUCACCUCUAAGCCGGAUUUAAACAAUGCAAGGAGACCUCACCCCCUAAAGGGGAAUAUAACUCAUAUCAUCUCACUAAUGACACUUACACUAGCUACGUGCCAGAGUAAAGUCUCUGCGCUGACAAAUGUCUGUAUUCUGAGGCGGUUUCUCAGAACUGGAACCCGAUUAUAGAGUGCUUGUUGAUUUAAGGUGGAUGAAAUGCUUUUUUAGGGCAUGUCAUGAGCUCAUUCUGUGGCCAGGUAACCAACUUCAAAAGCUAAGUGAGUCUACUGUUAUGUUUUGUUUGCUUCUGUUCUGAUAUUAAUGACCCUUUGCAAAUCAUUUCACAAAAAGGGGUUGUUCUGAACUCUCUGUGUGGGGUUCUGGGACACAACCAUCCAAUCAGCAGCUGAGAGGUUUGUUGUCUUUGAUUCUGACUGGCCUAUUAGGGUGGUCAUGGUAAUGUCCUGAUUUCAGUAGUUUGGAUUGUCCUCAGUAUGAGGCGGCAGCUAGUCUUGUUGAUAUUCUGCAUGUUUGCGGGUAAAUGAGAAUCAAGAUGGGCUUUUCUGGCAAAGGCUUUCAUAUGGAUGGGAAUGGAGACUGGCCCUCCAAAAAAAUCAGGAAACACAGAAGUCAGUCUCCCUUUCGUGAUGUUUCACCUGUACCAUCCCAUUUCUCAGAACCAGCCUCAUUCCUUCAACGCAGGGAUGUAAUUGCCAGCCUUCCCUGUCUCCCUGGUGUAAAGGGGCCACUCAGGGAUGAAGAAGAUGACGAUGAUGUUCGGAGUCACAAGAGCUUGCCAGCGGUAAUGACUGGAUUAACCCUCCAACCCAGAGACAAGAGGUCAUACAGACAUUCUAAGAAUCACAACAUAUCUGGUUUACCCCCUCUCAUAACCACCAGGUGCAGUUUGAAUUUAAAAGGCACUGGAUGCAAAACUGUCCCCAAACUCCCACCAAUCAGCAAAUCCAGGAAUACUUGGAAGGAAAUAGGCCCCCCAAGGCCACCUUGUAGGUCUGGAUGCAGGCCGGACAAAUUGGAAUUCGGUUCAGCUAAACCCGUUCAUGCAUUGAUGCAUCCAAAAAUUGUACCUGUCGGGCAGACGUCUCUCUCUGUCAAGGUGCACAGUGUUCAAGGAAAUGGGCCCUGCUUGCUUCCUGCCAAAGCCUCUGGAGUGUCCCCGAGAUCUCGGCUCACUUUCCAAAGUCCUGUAGUGCAGGCAGUGUACCCUAUCAGUCCUGACACCAUGCAACAGAUGAGGCAGACUGACAGAGCGUGCCAGCCCCUGAGGUCUGUGCUGAAAAAAGGACCAAACAGAGGAGUAUUUAACUGCCCACUGGCGGCCCACCUGCUGGAGCCAUUUUCUGGGUUCCAGGAGCAUCUGUGCCGCCAGAUCCUACACUCUCCACUGCCUUAUCGUGCAGCUCUGCCACAGCUUCACAUUGCUUGUCCUCAGGACCAGGUAAAACUAUUGCCUGCACACAGGGGCCCAUACGGUUCCCUGAUGGAACGCACUGUGGAGCUCUGCAACUCCCAAGGACAGAAGCUUCCCAAAAUCACCAUGACUUGUCCGACGCCUUCUCCAAAAUACCUGUGCCGCACUGAAUUUCGCCAUGCGGCUUAAAGUACAAACCAAGAUGGCUGCCAUGCUUUAAGGAACUUUAGUGCUGCUCAGUGUGGUUCAAAGUUAAUAUUGCUUUGUGCACAAAGGAUUACAAAAAAAUCACCAAUUCAUUUUGUUCAUGUUAAGAGACAAAGCCAAAACGGACGUUUGUGCAAUCUCAUGCCAUUUUUCCUGAUUGCUCAGCGAUUAUUGGACUCAUGGUCAUAAUGCUCUCCUGCGCACAGCUCAAGUUAUUGCUGUAUAACCAAUCAUCUUUCAUCUAGUUGCCAUGGAAGCCCUACGGAUCAUUAAACGAUCAGAACUGGACCCUGGGGGAUGCACUGUUCCACCGGUACAGGAAGUGCCUCCGAGGAGCUUUAUAAAGUCAUGCUGCACAAUUUCCUGGGUGUUAAGAUCACCGGGUGUAGAUAUCAUAAGUCUGUCUUACUGAAGAGGAAUGUGAUCAUUUUUCUUCUUUUCACCCCACUUCCACAGCCUUUCUUUUCUUUUUAAAAUCAAUACAAUUUUCUCAGUUGAGCAAAAUCUACAGUGAGAUGCAAGGCUGAGGGCAAUUUUCCAUCAUAGCCUUCUACAGAUAUAUCCGCCAUCUUUUGGUAAAGGAAUGUGUAUUUGUGUGUAUGUGUAUUUGCUAGAGUUAACUUGUACUAUUAGUAGACCUAUUAGAGAGUAAUAUUGACUUAUUCAAAGAAGUCACCACAGUUACAUCACCUAUUGGUGCAGUGGUUGCAACACUUAAAAAAUGAACAACCUUCAAUACUGGUUCCAACUUUAUAUUAUAAUCUUUCAGGAGCAGUAUGUGUUUCAAGCAAUAUAAUAUGUGACCCUGGACCACAAAAACAGUCGUAAGUAGCAUGGGUAUAUUUGCAGCAAUAGCCAACAAUACAUUGUAUGGGUCAAAAUGAUUUUAACAUCAUUUUCCAUUAAGAAAUUUUGUGAAUUUCCUACCAUUAAUAUAUCAAAACGUAAUUUUUGAUUUGUAAUAUGCAUUGCUAAGAACUUCAUUUGGACAACUUUAACUUAUUUUUUGCACCCUCAGAUUCUAGAUGAUUCUAACAAACAUCAACAUUAAUGGAAAGUUUAUUUAAAAAUUUAAAAAAAUUACCGUAUGAUUGGUUUUGUGGUCCAGGGUCACAUAUAUUUCAUUAUAAGUUACAUUUUAAAAGAAAUUCAUUUAAAUGUAUUAGUUUAUCAUCAAGAGAUGUAUACUUUGAUGAAAUAAUGUUCAUUUGAUCCAAAUUUUAAUUCAGUUAUUUUUAUUUAAAAAAUAUUACCAUUGCCCCCACCCUAUUGCCAUCUAUCUUGUAAAGUGAAUAUAAUGGAGAUGAAAAGAAAUUAGGUUUCUUACCAGUGAAUUGAUUUUACUUUUUCCAAGGCUUAAAUAGAAUUUAAUUGAGGCUAUGUUGAAUGUGUUUUUGCUUCAGUGUAUUUGCAAUCUAAAGUUUUACAAUUGCCCUCAACCCAACCCUCUAAUUAUUUACCAUGUAAAGCUUCAUUUGAAAGUCAGUUCUAACCAGAAUACUUUGAUGUAAUAUUUUCUAAUAUUUCACUUUUAUUCAGACUACUGUUACUGUUUUAUUCAGAGGUACUGUUGAAGAGGAGAGUGCCUAAAUGACUUCUAAUGAUUAUCUUUUAGCGACAAGUUCUAAAUUCAGAGCAUAAAUUCUAAUUGUGCAUUUAAUAAAGAUUAAAGGGAUAUGGGAACUUUAAUUGUUCACAUUAUUGCUAGACUUAAAACAAUGGUCUGAUGACCAGCUUCAGUUUUUGACCCAGCACUGUGUUGUCAUGCAGAA